Molecule: messenger RNA, 1265 nt
Organism: Medicago truncatula (barrel medic)
Lineage: Eukaryota; Viridiplantae; Streptophyta; Magnoliopsida; Fabales; Fabaceae
Product: PHD finger protein ALFIN-LIKE 4
Exons: 5
Coding region: 246-998 (250 amino acids)
Biological process (GO): regulation of DNA-templated transcription
Cellular component (GO): nucleus
Molecular function (GO): transcription coregulator activity; transcription cis-regulatory region binding; histone binding
Source: RefSeq, a predicted model, not a curated record
ACAAGCACUACCUCGAAGAAAAACCUGCGUUGUGUCUUGUUUUGUUCUCUGAGUCUUGUCUCACUUUUUCUUUUAAAAACAGUUUUUUUUUUUUUUCCUUCUGUGUUUUUUUGUUCGUGUGAGUUUCAUUUCUUGCACUGCGAGAAAGAAAAAAACCCUAAUCCAAACGACAUCGUUUUCAAUCUCUGUUGAAUUGAGUGUGACGACGAAACCCUUAACCAUAACCCAUUGAAUCGAAUUGAACAAUGGAAGGUCGAAGUCGCACCGUUGAGCAAAUUUUUGAUGAUUUCAAGAGCCGAAGAACUGGAAUCAUCAAAGCCCUAACCGUCGAUGUUGAAGAUUUCUACCGACAAUGUGAUCCUGAAAAGGAGAAUUUGUGCUUGUAUGGAUUGCUUAAUGAGAAUUGGGAAGUGAAUUUACCUGUUGAAGAAGUUCCUCCAGAGAUUCCUGAACCUGUGCUGGGUAUCAACUUUGCCAGGGAUGGAAUGCAAGAGAAAGACUGGUUAGCCUUAGUUGCUGUUCACAGUGAUACAUGGUUACUUUCCCUUGCAUUCUACUUUGGAGCCAGAUUUGGAUUUGAUAAAGCUGACAGGAAACGUCUAUUCAAUUUGAUCAAUGAACUGCCAACAGUAUUUGAAGUUGUUACUGGUGCUGCAAAGAAACAAGUCAAAGAGAAGUCUUCAGUCUCAAACAACAGUGGCAGCAAAUCUAAGUCCAGUUCUAAAGCGCGAGCUCCUGAGGCUCAGAGCAGACAACCAAAAGCGGCAUUACUGCCAAAAGAUGAGGAGGAGGAACUGGAAGAGCAGGAUGAUGAUGAACAGGGAGAAGCCACUUGCGGGGCUUGUGGUGAUAGUAAUGGAGCUGAUGAGUUCUGGAUUUGCUGCGACAUCUGCGAGAAGUGGUUCCAUGGAAAAUGUGUGAAGAUCACUCCUGCUCGUGCCGAGCAUAUCAAGCAAUACAAGUGCCCAUCAUGCAGCAGUAACAAGAGAGCUCGCUAGUAAAAUUUCAAUCACAUACAAAACUUUGUUGGGAGUCUUCACUGAUCCAGUUAAUAUGCUUUUCUUUCUAGACGCAUUGGUGGAUAGUUUUUAUGAAGUUUGAGACAUAGGUUUCGUUUUUAUGCUUUCUUUAUGUGUAUUUAUCAAUAGUUGAAACAUUGUUGACUGGGAAAAGCCCAAGUCUUUUCUCUAGUCCUGGCCACCUUAAUGUUAUGGAAAUUAAUGUUAAACGACAUUUGCACCAAAUGAAGGAAUAACAUUUUGCUA